Vittaforma corneae ATCC 50505 is the source of this 2703-nucleotide messenger RNA. RefSeq lists its product as uncharacterized. Gene Ontology annotation, molecular function: RNA helicase activity; RNA binding; ATP binding. Gene Ontology annotation, cellular component: nucleus. The coding region runs from base 1 to 2703 and encodes 900 amino acids. The record is from RefSeq and is a predicted model, not a curated record. NCBI's taxonomy places the organism in Eukaryota, Fungi, Microsporidia, Nosematidae. Gene Ontology annotation, biological process: maturation of 5.8S rRNA; RNA catabolic process. The transcript has a single exon.
AUGGAUGAGGCUUACUUUGACAUUUUCGAUGAUGACUCGAGAUUAAAAGUGCCAAAAAAGUUCAUAAGGGAACAACCAAGGACUGAAGUGUGUGACGAAUUCUUCGUCUGCGGAACUAAACACGAGGCUGUUGUGCCAUUUGGUGGUAGCUAUUCGGAGAUUCCCCACGAACCACGAUGCGAUGCAAAGAAAUACAAGUUUGAACUUGAUACAUUCCAGAAAAUAUCAAUAUGCAGCAUUGAGCGUGAUGAAUCAGUGCUCGUCAGUGCACACACGUCAUGCGGCAAGACUGUGGUUGCUGAAUAUGCCAUAGCACAGUCCAUUAAGAACAACCAGAGGGUGGUAUACACUAGUCCUAUAAAAGCCCUGUCUAAUCAGAAGUACAGAGAGCUUCAGGAGGAGUUUGGAGACGUAGGCCUCAUGACUGGAGAUGUUACCAUCAAUCCCGAAGCAUCAUGCCUCGUCAUGACCACUGAAAUUUUAAGAAAUAUGCUUUACAGAGGAUCAGAGGUCAUACGGGAGGUUCACUGGAUAAUAUUUGAUGAAGUGCACUAUAUGAGAGACAGAGAGAGGGGUGUAGUGUGGGAAGAAACAAUAAUACUCUUGCCCGGGCAUGUAAGAAUGGUAUUCCUUAGUGCGACCAUUCCUAAUGCCUUAGAAUUUGCAGAGUGGAUUUCAUAUAUCCAACAGCAAAUUGUGCAUGUUGUUUAUACUGAAAAGAGGGUUAUUCCUCUCAUUCACUAUUUUCAAACCGACGAUCUAUAUCUGAUUAAAGACAAGAAGUUUCAUCUAAAACAGUUUAUGCGGUCUAUGCAAAAUGUUCCAAAGAGGAAAGAUAUGGAUAAGAUAUUGCAGGAAGCAAUAGAAAGGGCCAAUACUCCUGCGGUUGUUUUUUCUUUCAGCAGAAAGGAAUGUGAAGGAUAUGCGGUUAAGAUUAGGAAGGAUUUAUUAGAUGAGGAAGAGAAAGACUUGGUUAAGACAAUAUUUGAUAAUGCAAUAGCCUCACUAAGACAGGAAGAUAGGAACAUUCCCAUUAUAGAAAAGAUGCUUCCGCUUCUACAGAGAGGAAUAGGUAUUCAUCAUUCUGGGCUUCUUCCAAUUAUCAGAGAGAUAGUUGAAAUACUCUUCCAGGAAUCUCUUCUGAAGGUGCUAUUUGCCACUGAGACAUUCUCCAUAGGGCUAAAUAUGCCUGCAAAAACAGUCAUUUUCACAUCACUUCGUAAGUUUGACGGCACAAACAGGAGACUGCUCACCUCGGGCGAAUUUAUCCAGAUGAGUGGAAGAGCAGGUAGAAGAGGACUGGACGAGAUGGGAGCGGCCAUAUGCAUUCUUACGGAGGAACUAACAGUCGCACAGGUCAAGACCAUCUUCUCGUCCAGUGCAGACAAACUGUUCAGUGCAUUUCGCCUUACUUACAACAUGAUUCUUAACUUAUUAAGGGUAGAGGGAUUGGACCCUACCUAUGUCCUGAGCAGAAGCUUCUUUCAUUUUCAGGCAUAUAAGAGUGCUCUAGAACAAGAGAAUAAAAUAGUAGAUGUGCCUUUCGCGGAAGAAACAGAGCUGUCACAGCUAUUAUUAAGAAGAGAAGAGCUAUAUUGUAGAAGAAACGAGGCGCUUGCUAGUGCCUUUAAGGAUAUGAUUAGAGCCAAGGGCAGGGUUGUAGAUCUUAUGAUUCCACACAAGGGAUCCAUCCUUCCAAUACGAAAUGCCAUAGUAAAGGAAGUGACAAAGCACAGCACUGUUCAAGCUUACAUACUAACAAAUAAAGAUAUAGAGCUCAAGGAGUAUCCCUUAGCUUAUGUGAGUAGUGUUUAUGAUGUUCAAUGUAAGGUUGAUAUUAAGGUGUUUAGUAAAAGGUUCAGGCCAAUAGAGUACAAGGACGACGUUAAUGAAGAAAUUACCCGUUUAGAAAAUAAAAUACGCGAAAUCGAGCCAUCAAUAGAUCUUUCAUCCUGCCUUUUCUGUAAAAAUCCCUCCCGCGCAUGCCUCGUCAGCUGCGAGUACACGCCCACAAAUACCCCUUUAUUAGAUAAAAGCAUAGAGCAUUUGAGGUAUCUUGUAGAGCAGGAAAACUUACAGGAGAAGAUAGAAUAUUUAAAUAAAUUGAAGGAGAUUUAUCACAUGGAAGAAUGUAAAAAGAUGAUUGGCGUUCUAAGACGACUUGAGUACAUUGAUGACACAUCAGUCCUAAUCAAAGGCAAGAUGGCCUCUGAGAUCAGUGCAGGAGACGAACUUGUAAUAACGGAGAUGAUAUUCAAUUCAGAGUUUAUUAAUCUGUCCCUGACAGAUAUGGUGGCUCUGCUUAGCUGCUGUGUCUGUGAAGAGAGCACCGAGAAUCUAGUUUUGAGUGAGGAAAAUGAUGCAGUAUACACUUUGCUCGUUAAUGCUGCUGAAAGGAUUGUUAAAAUUAUGAAUGAAUGUGGGAUUGAUGUGAGAGAAGCGGAGUAUAUUGGACGAUUCUCCCAUGCAUUAAUGGACAUAGUCAAAAUGUGGAUGACUGGUAGAACUUUUGUUGAGAUAUGUGAAAGCACUAAUAUCUUUGAGGGAAGCAUAAUCAGGGUGUUUAAAAGACUGGAAGAGCUGCUGAGACAGCUAUCAAAUGCAGCAGCAGUUAUUGGAAACAAUGAAUUGGUGAAUCUGUUUUCCCAGGGGAUAUUCCUGAUUAAACGAGAUAUUGUGUUUGCUAACUCCUUGUAUCUCUAA